UUUGUCCUUUAUUUGCAGAGAUGGGGUUUCACGUUGCCCAGGUUGAUCUCGAAUUCCCAGGCUCAAGCGAUCCGCCCGCCUCGGCCCCUCGAAGUGAAGGGAUUACAGGCGUGACAUGCCACCGCGCCCGACCAAGGCGCUUAAUUAGCUUUCUGUUAAGUUUUCACAACCACUUUCCUACCACAACCUACUGUUCCUGUUUUACAAAUGGACAAAACCAACCGACGAAAGGGCACUGGACCAUGGGAUUACGGCACGUCCCUGUGGGAUAACGUUGAGAUGGUUGCUUGCCCAGAGCGGCAGCUGAUGCCUGAAGCGCCUUCCAAUCCCAACACUCGACCUAACUCAAGGUUACCAGUGCUCAGCUGCGGCUGCAACUGGGCCUCGAAACUUGAAGGCCUUCUCUGCUACAGCCUUCGUUCCCGGGGACAGAAAGGGGAUGUUCCUAACCCGUAGUACGCCGGCGCCUUCGCAGAGGCCCAUGGCGUGACCUCUAGCCCGGAUGCGCAAGUUCCGCAGUGAAAUGAACUUUGGCGUUCGGCAGGGGUCGCCUUGUUCUCCUGAAGGCUUCCUCUUCAGCCAAUCACUGCUCGAGGCCCGCCCCCAUCGCCGGAAGGAGCCGUCGCCCCGAGCAACUACAACGUCCGGCUUUCUGAGUUGGGUGGCAGGAAAGGCGAUGAGUAAAGGGCGGGCAGAAGCUGCGGCGGGAGCCGCCGGGAUCCUCCUGAGGUACCUGCGGGAGCAGAACCGGCCCUAUAGCGCUCAGGAUGUGUUCGGGAACCUGCAGCGGGAACACGGACUGGGCAAGGCGGUGGUGGUGAAGACGCUGGAGCAGCUGGCGCAACAAGGCAAGAUCAAAGAGAAGAUGUACGGCAAGCAGAAGAUCUAUUUUGCGGAUCAGGACCAGUUUGACAUGGUGAGUGAUGCAGACCUUCAAGGCCUAGAUGCCAAAAUCGUGGCCCUCACUGCUAAGGUGCAGAGCUUGCAGCAGAGCUGCCGCUACAUGGAGGCUGAGCUCAAGGAAUUAUCUAGUGCCUUGACCACACCGGAGAUGCGGAAAGAAAUCGAGGAGUUAAAGAAGGAAUGCGCUGGCUACAGAGAGAGACUGAAGAACAUUAAAGCAGCUACUAAUCAUGUGACUCCAGAAGAGAAAGAGCAGGUAUACAGAGAGAGACAGAAGUACUAUAAGGAGUGGAGGAAGAGGAAGAGGAUGGCUACAGAGCUGUCUGAUGCAAUCCUUGAAGGAUACCCCAAGAGCAAGAAGCAGUUCUUUGAGGAAGUUGGGAUAGAGACAGAUGAAGAUUGCAACGUCACACUCCCAGACCCCUGAGGGGCCCGUGGUGGGGACUGCAGGAUGUUGAAGAGUGAGAUGUCCUGGACUGGCUGCCUUGUUUCGGUUGACUUUUGUUGUUGUUCCUGCUGCUUUUCACCUUUGAGCAGAGCAGUCAGGAGACGGGCAUAAACCAGAGCAGUGGGUGGAGGAUGAGGGCUGAUGGCUGGGGGUGGACCCAGCCCAUUUCAUUGUCUACAUUGCAGUAGCUUGAGCUUAACACUUACACAUGGAACAAUGCUGAAAGAAAGCAUUUGGCAAUAUUUAUUGUAAUUUCAUUUGAUAUAAAAAUAAUUAAUUUCCUCUGGGUAGUCAAACCUGCCAGAUACCAAACCUGAGGAAGGCAGAAGUGAACCUGGAGAAUUAGGGUAGAGCGAGGUUGCUAUAAACCAGAAUUUGGAGGGCCCAAAGCCUCACUCAGGACUCUGGUGGACUUGUGUACCCCAGGAGACCUUUCACGUACGUUCUGUACCCUUUCACUCCACCCCUAAGUCCUGGGAGAAAUGCAGGCAACACUGAGACAUGGGAGGGGCGUAGAUAGGCUUGACAGAAAGGCUGGGUGGUGGUUUUGAGCCCCAGUUAAUAUUUCAAAAUUGUAACUAUAUCAAAACUGCAUUGGUUUUAGAAAAAUAAAUUUCAAAUAU
Molecule: messenger RNA, 1974 nt
Organism: Cebus imitator (Panamanian white-faced capuchin)
Lineage: Eukaryota; Metazoa; Chordata; Mammalia; Primates; Cebidae
Gene: PSMC3IP
Product: PSMC3 interacting protein
Exons: 8
Coding region: 503-1330 (275 amino acids)
Biological process (GO): meiotic strand invasion involved in reciprocal meiotic recombination; homologous chromosome pairing at meiosis; meiotic joint molecule formation
Cellular component (GO): condensed nuclear chromosome; DNA recombinase auxiliary factor complex
Molecular function (GO): recombinase activator activity; double-stranded DNA binding
Source: RefSeq, a predicted model, not a curated record